This is a messenger RNA of Callorhinus ursinus (northern fur seal), 6354 nucleotides long. It is a transcript of the gene SLC35B4, whose product is annotated as solute carrier family 35 member B4. Gene Ontology annotation, cellular component: Golgi membrane; endoplasmic reticulum membrane. The record is from RefSeq and is a predicted model, not a curated record. Lineage: Eukaryota; Metazoa; Chordata; Mammalia; Carnivora; Otariidae. Gene Ontology annotation, molecular function: UDP-xylose transmembrane transporter activity; UDP-N-acetylglucosamine transmembrane transporter activity. Gene Ontology annotation, biological process: UDP-N-acetylglucosamine transmembrane transport.
CCUCGGAUGAAUGGGGCCCAGGCUGGCUGCGAACUACAGCUCCUCGGCCGUCUGCGUUGGUGGCGGCCGCGGGGGAAGGGGAGCCGCCGGCGGCGCCGAAGGAGAGCAGCGCUGCGGCACUGUGGGGAUGUUCUGUGCCGCGGCGGACGCGGCCUCCCGGCUUCCUGGGGUGGCGGUUUAAGCGGGCGCCUCCUCUGCGCGCUCGCUCUCCCUUCCCCGCUCCGGCCAUGCGCCCGGCCUUCGCGGUGGGCCUGGUGUUCGCAGGCUGCUGCAGUAAUGUGAUCUUCCUUGAGCUCCUGGCCCGGAAGCAUCCAGGAUGCGGGAACAUUGUGACAUUUGCACAAUUUUUAUUUAUUGCUGUGGAAGGCUUCCUUUUUGAAGCUGAUUUGGGAAGGAAGCAGCCAGCUAUCCCAAUAAGGUACUACGCUGUGAUGGUAGCCAUGUUCUUCACUGUCAGUGUGGUGAACAACUAUGCCCUGAAUCUCAACAUUGCCAUGCCCCUGCAUAUGAUAUUUAGAUCUGGUUCUCUAAUUGCCAACAUGAUCCUAGGAAUUAUCAUUUUGAAGAAAAGAUACAGCAUAUUCAAAUAUACCUCCAUUGCCCUGGUGUCUCUGGGGAUAUUUAUUUGCACUUUCAUGUCAGCAAAGCAGGUGACUUCCCAGUCCAGCUCGAGUGAGAAUGAUGGAUUCCAGGCAUUUUUAAGGUGGCUACUAGGAAUUGGGGCACUGACUUUUGCACUUCUGAUGUCAGCAAGGAUGGGUAUUUUCCAAGAGACCCUAUACAAACAAUUUGGGAAACACUCCAAGGAGGCUUUGUUUUAUAACCAUGCCCUUCCACUUCCUGGCUUCAUCUUCCUGGCUUCCGAUAUUUAUGACCAUGCAGUUCUGUUCAAUAAGUCUGAAUUAUAUCAAGUUCCAGUCAUUGGUGUGACAGUGCCCAUCAUGUGGUUCUACCUCCUCAUGAAUGUCAUCACUCAGUACGUGUGCAUCCGGGGCGUCUUCAUUCUCACCACAGAAUGUGCCUCCCUUACCGUCACCCUUGUCGUGACUCUGCGCAAGUUUGUCAGCCUCAUCUUUUCCAUCCUGUACUUCCAGAACCCGUUCACGCUGUGGCACUGGCUGGGUACCUUGUUUGUCUUCACUGGGACCCUAAUGUACUCAGAAGUGUGGAACAACCUAGGGACCACAAAAAGCCAGCCUCAGAAGGACAAGAAAAACUGAGGUCUGCCUGGAGCAGAGACCAAUGUCCUAAUGGGCCAGGGUCUGGUGAAAGUCUGGCCACCAUUUCACACUCGUUAAUGCUGAAGUACUGAACCAGCCUUGUACCAGAGAAUCCUCAGAAGGAGGGACUUCUCAGAUUUCUUAAGUCUGUACAGACCAAGGUUUGCAGACUCUAAAUGGACACCCCUCAACCAUGAAAUAGAAACAAGAACAGUUCUCUGCUAUUAAACAGCCAGUUUGUUACUUGUUUUGUCUACCAAAAUAUUUAGUACUGUUACUUGUUUAUUGAAUUCUGAGUCCCCACAGCUACUAGUGUUAUAUGAGUGGUCUCAGACGAGUUGAUCUCUUGUUGCCUUUCUGAUGAUUCUCUGCCACACAGUCAUUACCCUCCUGUGGCCUCGUCCCUUCUUUCUGUCACCUUUCCACUCCCUCCCCCCCCCGCCACCCCCGCAGCACUGUCAGCCAGUCAGAUGCUCCAGGCCUCAUCCUUGGGACACAGCUGAGUGACCCUGUGAAUUGAGACCCCGGUGACACUGGGCCCGGAAAAGAAGCGGUUGUCCAUGUGAGCAGAGCCUUGUCACCCUGGAGCAGGGCCAGUGGGUAUUCUUUCCCCAUCUUGCUUUUUUUUUUUUUCCCUUAUGCAAAAGUCUUUUGCUUUCUGUGCUUAGAACAGACCCUGUGGCACAUCUCUAUGGCGCAGUUAAUAAGAAAGGUUUAUGUGAAUCAGGAGGGAGAGACGUUUUCCCUCCGUCUUGUACAUGGAGCCCUUCAGCUCAGAAUGGAGAUGGUGCUGCCAGGGUGGCCGGGAGCAGCUGACCCUCGGCGGCACCCAGAGAGCCCAAGCUCCCCUCUAGGCCUGGCCAGGUACGCGCAGGGCUGGUUCCCAGUGGGUGCGUUAACUCUUUGUAAGGCUUCUUAACCAGAGAGAUCCCGCUCUGCCUGUCAGUCUGAUAGAGUCAUGGGCAGUCAGGCUAAGGAGUAGACUAGUAUAUGGUGGGAGUGGUGGAUAAAUCAGGUCCAGUCACAAUGAAAAUGAAGGUGGAUUUUUUCUUUCCUAUGAGGUAUCUUCGUGUUCUUGGUGGGUAUUUACAGAUGGUUGGGAGGUAAUGUGUUCUACUGUGUAGAAACAUGAUGCCCUUUCUGGCUAAUCAUUUCGGAGGUGUGGUUUUUCCUUCCUGGGAUAAUUUUGAGAAAAAGAGCAUGAAAGUCUGUUCUUCUGUUUCCUCGUUCUUCACUCAGCCUCGGACCUUCGUUAACCUCACAGAGGUACAUGCACUUCCCUCUUUUGCACACAAAGCCCUUCCUUUUCCCUUUGGGCAUGGACUGUGUUCUUACAUUGCGAUGUGGUUCUCCAGAUCUCCUUGUCUCAUUCUGUGGUGUGGAUAUUUCCUUCUCCAUCUACAGCUGUUCUCUGAGGGGGUCUGAAAUAGUGUCCCACAACCAUUGGGUCGCUCUGGGGAGGUAACUUAAGCUGCCUCAUUGUUUCUCCAUGUUAGUCACUGGGUUUUCAGACUAAUUUGUUGUUCUGGAGGACAACUUUCCAGUGCUAAUAAUUGGUCUACUCUAAAAGAUGCCGAAUUUGGUGUGAACCCAUUCAUGGAAUCAAAAGGCAUUUUCUUUGAAAUAUGUAGAGUUCCUCAGGCUAUAUGAUGCUAUAAAUAGCUUGUGUUAAAUAUCCUCUUAAAAACAAUAAAAGCUGCUUUUUUAAAAAUCACUUAAUAGAAGGACCUGUCCCUAGGGGCUAUUGGAUUGCUAUGUAUCUGGAGUCUUAACAGGCUUUCAUAACUUAGUGUUAUCCUUUUUAUGUUGAUGAAAAUUUUUAGUUAUUGAAAUGGUUGGUGUACACAGGCAGCAUUUAACUGGGUCUGUUAGGUUUUAGAUUCUGGUUUUAGAAAGUACAUGUCCCUCUCAGUCUGAACACCUCUGCUGGUUUUAUUAACAAGAGGUUAUAUAUGGACAGAUUAUGGCACUUAAACAAAAAAUGAACAUAUGUAAGAACAGAAUGUCUGAAAUGCCCUGUGAGUUGAUUUUCUCUCUAGGGGCCAGAUGUAAGAAAAUAUGUCUAAUGGACACUAACACUUCCAUUAACAACUUUUUUUGGACCAUUUAUUUCCAUAGGAUAACUGAUUUUUCAAUCCAGGUUGAAACUAAUUUCAACUUUUAUUAAAGAGGCAAAUAAACCAUUUUGUAGAGGACCAGACCCAUGCAACUGAAGGAGAAAUGUCUACUAAAGUGCUUCUCCUCUUUCUCUGGGUCAAGACUAUGUAACUGUGUGCCCUAGACAUAGAGUUUGUUUACAAAAGAGAUUGGUGUUACUCUACCUUUAGAGCAAAGAUCAAAUAGCAGAGGAUACUAGCCAGAAAGUAUACUGUGUGUGUGUGUGUGUGUGUGUACAUGUGUAUACAUACUUGUGUACCCACCUAACAGCUUGACCAGUGUCAUAGAUAAAGUAACAGGAGAAAAUGGUGGAUAUCUAAAUUAAUGUAAUACCUACAUCAGCCUUUACACAAUUCUCUUGUCACAUUAUAAAUGCUCUUUUUCAUUUUUUAAUUUUUUUUUCUUGAUCCUUUUUAUUUUCCUUUUCGUCUGAAACAAUCAUUAAUGUACUUGGUAAGUGUCUAUCAUCAACUUUUAAAGUAUUUAGACACAAUCUAGUUUUUCCUCCUUCUUCCUGCCCAGUUAUCCAAUUAUGAAAUGCUACAGUACCUUAUUCUUGUGGGAAGAUUACCUGACAUUUUUAAACCAUUCUAAUAACAUGAGGUCAUUUCUUGAGCACCUUUCCUCCCUUCUGCCCUAUUUUGUUUCCCUCCUAAGCCCCACCUCCAGUGUCCUCAUUGCAGUCUCUGUUCACUUGUGUACUUUUCCACUGAAAAUUUGUAUAGUUUUCCACACCUGUAAUCUUGUAUCUGUUUAUGCCUCUAUUCUCUGGGGCCUCUCAGAUGUUUUUCUGGAUUUUUACAAGGUAUUUAUAUCUGUGUCACACGCAUUUUGUUAGACAUCGUUAUAAGCAUUGAUACUUGGAGUGUGAGAAGAUCUGGCCCAUAUGUGAAUAUAUGUAUAGAUAAGUAUGAACAUGAGGGUAAAUGUAAAAAUGUUUAUAUGUUUUGUUACCUGAAAGGGGGUGAAAAUCUUAACCACCAUGUUCUUCUGUAUUUGGAAAAUCAUGUUCUUGUUUGCUCUUUUCACCCCACCUUGAGCUCACUUUACUCACCAGUGCCAAAUGCCAGGGAGAGGGGAAGUGGAAAACCUCAGGAAUUAUUCAAAGCCAGUGAAUUAGCUGUGGGCUGGUGGAUCAGUUGGCAUGUCAGAGUGAAGGGGAGGAAGAAAUUUUCCUGUCCAAGGUUCUUCCUGCUGGACUAGGAACUAAAUUUACAUGAGACAGAUUAACAGGAGGAAAAAAAAAUCAGUUUUAUUUUGUGCACCCGGGAGUCCCAAUAAGGAAACUGAAACCUAAACAGAAGACCAAAGCAGGCAUUUUAAAAAUAUACACUUUAGACAGUAAACCUGUCAGGAGUUGACAGGAUAAAGAAAAUGGAUGUUUGGGAGCUUUAGUAAGGAAUUCGGGCUGUGGUAGUAGAUUAGUAAAAAUAUAACCAGGUUUGUUUCUGCAGCUUUCUUGGCUUUAAAUAAAGAUUAUUAUUAUUUUUUUUUUUUAGUUUUCUUAGUGCAGGGAGGGUACCUUUCACGUGGGAGACUUAUUUUCUGCUUUCAGGAGGAUAGAGGAGGGUCUGAGUAUCCUUGUACCUGCUGUUUCCCACAUAGUUUCAAUUCAAAAAUAAUGAGUAUGCCAUUGUGGUACAUUAUGGGGCCUGCCCUUGACCCCUGCGGUUCCCUCCACCGAAAUUUCCCUGGAAGUUUCACACAUCAAAAGUUCCAGAUUGUUCCAUUUCAAUGAACCAGGCUGGGUUCUGACAAUACAUCAGUUUAGUUAAACUCAUUUCAGGAGGUGGUGAUGUGUUCUCAGAGUUAGUCCAAUGGUUCAAAUCGGGAAUGAAUAAGCCAUUUCUGUGGAAACAAAAGCAAUGGUUAAUGAUUGGAUCAGAUUAUAAACCAGUUUCUGAGGGGAGCCAGUCGAGUGGAUUUCUGGAUUACUGGCAGUGGCAGUCUGAUGUAUUUUCAUGGUUUGUAAUUUGAGUUUCUGUGAUCUUUUUAAGUCAUCCGGAUUGUGUACAUGUGAGCUGUUGUCGCUUCUCUGAAGUUUAAGUUGUUUAUAUGCAGUUUGCAGGGCUUCAGGAAAAAGCACAGUUUUUGGUUAGCAAGCCAGGUAAAAAGGAUGGGGAAGAAAAACAAAAAUGUUAGUUGGGGGAGUUGUAGCCAGGCACUGGAGAAAACCAGAAGAAAUCAGGAUCUUGUCCAGUUUAUAAUGAAGUGUAUUAGAAUAUAGUAUUCACAAAGGUAUGUUAUUGAAAGUUUUUCUCUUUAUAAGCACACUCAUUUUUACCAAAGAUAGCCCAGUUGAGACUAAUUGGUUUGCAAAAUAAGUCUAGUUUUUUAGAACUUGGUCUGAUUCCUCAUAUAAGUGCAGCAAGAAUAGCGAUUGAUCGUAUAGGCUUUUUAUAAGGACUCUCCAGACUGCACUUUACAGCCUCUCAAGGUUAGAAGCCAAGCCAAAUACUUGCCACAGAUUUCACCUGUAACACCUGUAGAUUUGGAUUAAUUCUUUCUCAAGGUCCCCAAAGUAUCCCGAGGUUCUUUUUCCUGCCAGGAAGUGACCUUCUCUCCUCACCUGGUAAGUUUGUUGGGAACCCUGUCAGCAAGAUAUCAGGCUAUUUUUCCAGGGGGCUUUUUUGGCUCCAUAUAGUCAACCUUAGUUCCUUAAGCUCUCUGGUAAUAGCUGAGUUUAUGCAGGUCUCCCUCAAAUAAGACAUUCCAGUCAAAGCCUUGGUAAUAUCACCAGGGUUUCCAGUUGUUGUGUCCCGUUACUUAUUGAACUUAUGCAAAUGAAUAUAUUAUGAAAAUAUAAGAAUACUGAGAGUUUUUGAAUUCCUAAGGGAUCAGGUAGAGAGAAGAUAAAUAUUUUAUUCACAAAGGUAUAUUUUAUCAAAUUGCUGUGAGUCAUCUUGAUUUCUUUAAAUCUGGAUAAACAAUGUUUCAACAAAAGAAAGUCAUAAGAAUUAUAAUCAUCCUCAAUUCA